AUGCCUCAAGCACAACCAGAGCUCAAGAAGUACCUCGACAAGCGUCUCUUCGUCCAGCUCAAUGGCAGCCGCAAGGUCAUCGGCGUGCUGCGUGGUUACGAUGUCUUCUUGAACAUCGUGCUGGACGAAGCGGUAGAGGAGAAAGCAGGCGGGGAGAAAGUCAAAAUUGGUAUGGUCGUCAUACGUGGAAAUUCGGUGGUUAUGCUUGAGGUAUGGGACCCCUCGUCGCAGAGUCCAUGGCUCGUCAUUUAUGUACCCACCGCGACGGCGUACUGA
Molecule: messenger RNA, 276 nt
Organism: Coniosporium apollinis CBS 100218
Lineage: Eukaryota; Fungi; Ascomycota; Dothideomycetes
Product: small nuclear ribonucleoprotein G
Exons: 3
Coding region: 1-276 (91 amino acids)
Biological process (GO): mRNA splicing, via spliceosome; spliceosomal snRNP assembly
Cellular component (GO): U4 snRNP; U5 snRNP; P granule
Molecular function (GO): RNA binding
Source: RefSeq, a predicted model, not a curated record